Messenger RNA from Melampsora larici-populina 98AG31, 1293 nucleotides. RefSeq lists its product as uncharacterized. Gene Ontology annotation, biological process: proteasome-mediated ubiquitin-dependent protein catabolic process. NCBI's taxonomy places the organism in Eukaryota, Fungi, Basidiomycota, Pucciniomycetes, Pucciniales, Melampsoraceae. Gene Ontology annotation, molecular function: endopeptidase inhibitor activity; proteasome binding. The coding region runs from base 1 to 1005 and encodes 334 amino acids. The record is from RefSeq and is a predicted model, not a curated record. The transcript has 4 exons.
AUGACUCAAAUCAAAACUAAUGAAACAUCAAUUCAAAAUCCACCAGCUGAUCUAAUUCAAAUCUAUCAAACUAUCAAAAACUUAAUCAAAACUCAUCAAGAUUCCAUCGAAUUAGUUUUACCCUUGAAUUUAUUAACUUUGAUUUCUCAUGCAAUCUUGAUCACACAUCAAUUUAAAUUAAAACUUUCUAAUCCUUCAGACGAUCAAGAUCAAAUUGGUGAAAGGAUUACCAUUUCUGGUAUAACUGUUGAGAAUGAUCAAGUUUAUAGUCAUGAUUUAUCUAUACCUGGUUACUUUGAUUUAGAAGAGUUUCCCGUCAAGAUCUCAUCAAAUGAAGAUCAAGAAUUAGGAUCGAUUGGAUUCCGUUCUACAUCUCAUUUACUUGAUUUUAUUUCACUUUUUAACAAUGAUGUCUUACAUCAUUUAUUACCAGAUCUGAUUCCAAAAACUUCACCUGAACCAAAUCAUCAAUCCUCUUCAUCAUCAUCAGCACCACCACCACCACCAUCAGCAGCAGUACCUUCUUCAACUCCAACUCAACCUCCUCAAUCUUCAAAUCCGAAUCCAUCGAGUUCAAUUCAAACUCCCUUUAAUAUAGGUCAAAGUGAUUUAGAUCCAAUCGGUACAUCCAACAUAAGACUUCCAUCACUUUAUAAUAGACCGACCAAUGAAAGAAACCCAUUAAAUUCAAAUGAUGGAAUGUUCGUUGGACCCAAUCAUUCGAUCUUUAAUCAUCAUCAAUCUCAAAACCCAUCAAAUUUAGGUCCGUUUGGUGGUGAUGGCUUCUUACCUCCUGAUGCGGUUCCUCAUGGGGCUAGGUUUGAUCCGAUCGGUCCUGGCACUGGAUUUAUGCCUAGACCAUCAAGAGCUGGUGAUGAAUUUGAUCCGAUGGGUGGGCUGGGUCAAGGUUUACCUAUGGGUAAUCCAUUCCCUUCACGUGGUGGUGGUGGUGGUGGAUUUCCUGGAUCUGGUGGAUCAGCUAAUUAUGAUGAUAUGUUUAUGUGAAAGAAAAAAAAUGUGUAAAACUUGAAGUUGAAAAGUGUAAAUGAGUUUUAGGGUAAGGUAGAGGAUUCGACUUAAUCAACAAAAGACGAUCGAAAUCAAUUUAUUAAAAUGUAAAAUGAUAUGGAGAUUCAUUGUAAGAAAAUUAGUUGGUUUCUGUUUACAUAUUUUAGCAGGAUUCAGAUUGAAGAAAACAAAGUAUGUGAUUUGUACAAAAGGUUUUUUUAGUGAUCUUAUUAAAUUGAAUGAGAAAAAAAGUACAUGCAAUAUGAUUAUAUUCAAGUAAACUUG